This is a messenger RNA of Talaromyces stipitatus ATCC 10500, 1406 nucleotides long. Its product is annotated as ER associated DnaJ chaperone (Hlj1), putative. The transcript has 3 exons. Gene Ontology annotation, biological process: cellular response to misfolded protein. Gene Ontology annotation, molecular function: Hsp70 protein binding. The coding region runs from base 1 to 1089 and encodes 362 amino acids. NCBI's taxonomy places the organism in Eukaryota, Fungi, Ascomycota, Eurotiomycetes, Eurotiales, Trichocomaceae. The record is from RefSeq and is a predicted model, not a curated record. Gene Ontology annotation, cellular component: endoplasmic reticulum membrane.
AUGCCUUCAGCAACCGCCUCUGGAGCCGACAGCUCCAGUGGAUCAGCAAGGUCGCGCGAACACAACUCGGGAAAUCAAGACCGUAAAUAUACCCCCGAACAAAAAGCAGCAGUUCUCAGAGUACGAAGAUGUUCUCCGACGGCAUUUUACGAAAUCCUGGCGGUCGAAAAGACGGCGACGGAUGGAGAGAUUAAGAAGGCUUAUCGCAAGUUGAGUUUGCUUACCCAUCCGGAUAAGAAUGGUUAUGAGGGGGCCGAUGAGGCUUUUAAGAUGGUUUCCCGUGCUUUUCAGAUACUUUCCGAUGCCGAUAAAAAAUCGAGAUAUGAUAAGUUUGGCGGUGAUCCUGAUAAUAGAUUUUCGGCAUCUGGUGCUGGUGCUGGUGCCGGGCCAUCUGGUGCGGGCACGCCAUUUAGCGGAUUUGGUGGUGGAUUUCCGCAAGGUCGACCUGGCGGAGCCAUGUUUGAGGAAGAGAUAUCGCCAGAGGAAUUGUUCAAUCGGUUUUUCGGUGGUGGUGGAUUCGGGCCUAUGGGCGGCGGCGGAUUUGGUGGCCCUCAAUUUGUCUUCAAUAUGGGUGGUGGUCCCGGAUUCAGAGUUCACCAAUUCGGCGGCCCGGGUGUUCGCAGAAGACCACGUGAAGCUAACGCCCACACUCAACCUGCAUCCCCCGGCUGGGCUUCAUUGACUCAACUCCUCCCACUUAUUCUCUUGUUUGUCUUUCCGCUCCUCUCCUCUCUAUUCUCGGGAGGAUCAACAACUCCCACCGGCCCAAGCUAUCGAUUCGACGGACCAGUCUCCCCUCAUACCAUGCACCGCAUCACACCGUCUCUCAAACUAGAUUAUUACAUCAAUCCGCGCGAUGUGGAUGACUUCAGCACGCGGAAAUUUAGAGAUUUAGACGUCCGGGUCGAAGAUGAAUAUGUCAAUAAAAUCCGCUAUGAAUGUGAGGAGGAAGUACAGGAACGGGAACGCAGGAUGCAAGCAGCUCAAGGGUGGCUAUUCCCGGACGUCGAAAAAAUGAAGGAAGCAAGAGCCAUGGAAUUAAAAGCCUGUCGUCGGUUCGAUGAUUUAAAGAAGAGAAGAAGAUUCUAAUAUUCCUAAUAUUGUAUUUCUCUCUUCUCUUUCUUUUUUUUUCUGUCUUAUUUGAAACAGCUGGUGGUUCUAUCAUAUUCUUUAUCCUUUUUUUCUCUCAGUCAAUACUGAAACCUUUUGGCACUCAGUCUUCUCUUCUAUGGAGUGACUCAUGAUCGGACUAGUAUCAUGGGAUGUUUGGUUUGUGCUCUCUAACCCUUGUAUGAGCAUGUGUUUAUGAUUUACGUAUGUGCCAUUACAUAGCGAUUCAGACACUUCUGACAUAAUGUCCUAUAAACAGUAUUUAUAAUUAAUCUAUCGGUUUUCAUUCUUUCCUC